Messenger RNA from Penicillium antarcticum, 1641 nucleotides. Its product is annotated as Proton-dependent oligopeptide transporter family. Gene Ontology annotation, molecular function: dipeptide transmembrane transporter activity; tripeptide transmembrane transporter activity. The transcript is spliced from 7 exons. Bases 1 to 1641 code for a protein of 546 amino acids. NCBI's taxonomy places the organism in Eukaryota, Fungi, Ascomycota, Eurotiomycetes, Eurotiales, Aspergillaceae. Gene Ontology annotation, biological process: transmembrane transport. The record is from RefSeq and is a predicted model, not a curated record. Gene Ontology annotation, cellular component: plasma membrane; fungal-type vacuole.
AUGCCUCGUGUUUUUUCGUCAAAAACAGAACAAGAUCCACAUCUUUCUUCUGGGGUUAAAGACCAUCCAGAUAUCCAUGUGAAUCGCAACAUACCCACCCCACCGGGCAACGAUGACGGCCGCAUUGCUACUGAAGACGAAGUGCGCGAUCUUUUUCAUGUCAUUGACAAAAUUUUCUCGAACGAUUUGUCUGGUAUGGGACAACUGCUCCUCUACGUGCGUGAGAAUUACCUGCAGAAUGCAUCUGGGGGAGCGGUGCCGGGGGCACUGGGCUUGCAGCAGGCUGCUGCUUCGAACAUUGUUAAUGCGCUGAUUAUUGGUUCGUACAUCGUGCCCGUGCCUGCUGCUGUUGUUGCCGAUAGCUGGCUUGGUCGCUACAAAUCUAUGAUAUACUCUGCUAUCAUUGAGGCCAUCGGGGCAACUAUUCUUUUUGUGACGUCCCUGCCCAUUGCCAUUGAAAAUGGUGCGGCGUUGCCCGGGGUCAUAACUGCCUGUGUACUGCUGGCCGUUGGAUUGGGGGCCUUCAAAACGACUGUUGUGCCAUUCAUUGCCGACCAAUACGACGAAGUAGAGUUUCAAAUCAAGAUUGGAAAGAAAGGAGAGCCGGUUGUCACUAGCCGGGAAUUGACUAUUACCUAUAUCUACAACGUUUUCUACUGGGCUAUUAACGUUGUGGGUUUCGUUGCCGACGCCACGCCCUUGUUGGAACGGUAUGUUGGGUUCUGGCUCGCAUACCUGAUUCCAUGCUGUGCCAUGUGGCUAGCCCUUAUUCCGAUACUCUUCGGUCGCCAAUACUUUAUCCGCGAGUCGCCAGCAAGCAACAUCAUGCCCCAGGUGUGCGCUGCUUUACGGAGUGGUAUCAUCGGUGGCUUCAAAAUGGAUGCUGCAAAGCCAGACGCCCAAUUCCAGCAACAUGGUCGCCAGGUCCCUUGGACAGACUCGUUUGUAGAAGAUAUUAAGAGAAGUCUUCUGACCUGCCGAGUAUUGCUCCUAUUCCCUAUCCACUGGCUCUGCUAUAACCAGACAUUCAACAACUUGAUAUCCCAAGCUGGCCCGAUGAUUACGUACGGUAUCCCAAACGACAUGAUGAAGAUUGCCGGAGCCGUUUCAGGGAUCAUUGUUGCGCCUAUGAUCCAGAAAGGACUCUACCCUUAUCUCGCAAAGAGACGAAUCUCAUUUGGACCGAUCGCAAGGAUGAUAGUCGGAUUCAUCUUUCUAACCUUUUCCAUGGUUGACACAACGGCGGUUCAGCAGCUCAUUUACCAGACCGGGCCAUGCUACGAUGCACCACUUGCAUGUGCUGCUGCCAAUGAUCGUGCUAUUCCUAAUCAGAUCUCGGUCUUUCUCCAGGUCCCGACUUACUUCGGGGGAGCAUUGGCCGAGGUGUUUUGUCUCACCACGGGAACCGAGUAUGCUUAUAACAAUGCGCCCAAGAGUAUGAAGACUCUGGUCCACACUAUCUGGCUUGCUAUGGCGGGUAUUGGAACUUGUCUUGCUCUGGCUUUCACUCCGCUCACUGAGGAUCCUCAUCUGGUUACAAUGUAUGCCAUUCUGACUGGACUUUUGGGUGGAGCGACGAUUUUGCUGUGGGUUCUUUUCCGGCGCUUGGAUAAGGUGGAGAUCAAGGUGGAUGUUGGGUGA